CUGUUCUGACAGGUUUCGUCGAUCCGGCUGCAGUGGCGGUGCAGAAAGUGUAAUGGCGGAAUCGUUGUGAUUCCGUUUCAGAGAGUAAACCGUGCUUAUUAGAAAAGGAAUAAAUCCAUCUUCCCUUCCUCCAGCCCUCUUCCUCUCCAUGGCGACGGUGGGAACCGAGCUGACCGGGAAGCGGUUGCUGUGCCUCUUCGGGGAUUCGGCCACUGGUGGUGCUCGGCCCGGGUCUGGGCCCAGCCAACAACAACCCCUCUCUCUCCGGGAUCGCGACUGGCAUGCUGGCCUCAUCCGGGCCGUCCUCUCAGGGCCCUCACUGACGGUGUAUGUUGAAUUUGAUGAUUCACGGUGGAAGAAGCAAGCCUGGGUGAAGGUUUAUGCUGAAGAUGUACUUGUUUUCCUUGUGGAGCACACUCUGGUGUGGGCCCCCAGGAAGGAACCGGUAGUCCUACAGGGAGGAAGGAUUAAUGCUAACCAGUGGCCUGCAUUGACCUAUAAGGCACUGGUAGAUAAAAUAGGGUUGGGCUCCAUUGUUCCAGUUGAAUUCUUUGGUGACAGGGUAAAGAAUUUUGCAACGGAUGGUACUGCCCUUCGAAUAUUUAAGGAGGAUUCUGACAGCCAGAAUCCCAUUGUUCAGGAUAAUCCAAAGCUCCAGGAAGCAAUGAAAUCUUGGAUAAAAGAGAAGAAAAUUCAAGAAAUCAUAAGAGGUCCAUACAAUUUGCAGGGGCACAAGGUGAAGAUCUACCAACCAGAUUCCACAGAAGAGUGGUUCCUUGCAGUUGUUGCACAUCAUGACCCAAGUUCACGCACCAUAGUGGUUACAACAGAACAGGAGCAGCUGAGAAAGACAAUUGAUCCUAUGCGGAUUUACGUUACACUUGUGGAUGAAACACUUCAGUCAGUGAAAGGGGAAACUGGGAUACUGCCUAAAAACUUUGGGACAAGUGAGAGUAAUGCAUCAAUGAUUGCUCAAAAGCAAGCUACCCAAAACUCCAGAAAUAGACGGAAGAAGGGGGCUGAGGGCAGUCCACCUUAUAGUCCAAGUAAAGGUGAUGAGAAUGAUAAAAAUAAAGAUAGUCGUAGAAGAAAAAAUGCAGCUGACGGAGAGAAUCAACCUGUACAAAAAAAAGUGAAAGACAAAGAAGAAUUGGAGCCUGACAACAGCAGUGUUUGUGCAUUGGGUGCUGGAGGCAAUGGCCCCAGUCUGCCAAAGAACGACAUCCCUGAUGUGGAACAAGGAAACUUUGACUCCAAGAGAAUUGGGGAUUUGUCUUGGGGAAAUGCUGACAGUGCUUCAGAUCGAUCGCGUUUUGUACCUCAGCCACAAGCAGGCUUGCGCUAUGCCACGUAUACCAAAGAGAAUGGCAGGACCUUAGUUGUCCAGGAUGAACCAAUACAUGGGAAGCCUUUUGUGCCAAUUGCUGCUGCUGGUGGUGCUGUAGCUAGGCUAAGUGGAGUGCAAUUUUCUAACGCAGAUUCUUUGAAUCCUCAGAGCAAAAAGAGUUUACCUACUACUGACUCUGGCAAAGCUUCUGAUGUACCGAUUGUGGAGCCUGCAAAUUUUGUCCAAGAUUCAACAAAUACAGAUAAGAAAGCUUUUAUGGGAACUGGAUUACCUGAACAUGGGAUGAAAGAAAACUUUGCUAUUAAUUCAUUAUCCCAACAACGGCCACAGAAUAUAACGCCUGAGUCCAAAAAUGAAAGUCCCUCGUGCACUCUGGUGAAUCCAAACAACUUCCCAACAUCUCAAGAUAGGUUGCAGUCCACUUUGCGGGUAUUCGACUCUCAUCAGUCUUUCACAAGCCCCAAUGAGGCACACAAUUUUGAUGGAAGUAAAAGCCUGCAGGCAUCCAGUUCAGCUGCACUUGGAUCAGAAAAUUCUUUGGGAAAUGCUUCAUUGGAGUCUUCAACAGGGCAACAGACAGUGGCAUGCAGUACUGCUAAGGGGGAACCGUUAAAAAAAUGGUUUGGAGAUCCAAACCAAACUCGAAAAGAAGGAGUUUCAACUGAAGAUGAAGCCAUUCAAAUAUCAGAUAAGAAUCAAAUUUUUCUGGAAGAGUCAAAAAGAAAUGGUAAUGAAGGAACAAAUGGAACAUUUGUCCAAGAGAACAAGUCCUUUGGAUUUGGGUUUAGCAGGAAUCUAGCAGAUUUACCUGGCAAUAAAGCUGGUAACAAGAUUGCCAUGGACAUGGGCAGCUUAUCGAAUAAUUUGUUUUUCCAGUGCAUGCCUCAGAACGUUCCACGGAGCAACUAUUUCACUGCAAUUUCUGAAAGCUUGUCAAAUGAUCCUCUCAGCUUCAAUUCCUUCAAAGUAGCUUCUAAUGCUUCUGGUCAGAAAAGUGCUCUGACACAGGCAGUUGGAACUCCUGUUGGAUUGAAACCUGGAAGUACACAUGGACAAGAUUCUGAGAGAAAAAAAACACUUGGAGCUUCUGAAGUCAUGCCAACUCUAACUCCAGCAUUUCCAAGAAGCAUCUCAAGCUUACAGUUUCUUCAGUCAGUUCAGCCACCAGAUCUUCUAAAGGAAGAAAUGCCUACCAUUGCAUCAGCAAAUCCAUUUCUUGGAUUUGCAGAUCUAAAGGGAAAUGGGGAUGCUUUGCCUACUAACAGGUCGCACACAAAUCUGUUCAAAAGUGAUACGACGCGGUCUACGGCUUCCACUCCAGCAUCAGUUAUCGUGAAACCUCCAUUAUUAACUAACUGGAAGAAAACUGAUAAAGAGGCAUCAGAUGUUGCUGGUAAUAAAACUGAACUUCCAAAGAUUUUUUCAUCCCCAUUUUCAUCUUCUACUCAAACAACAACGAUUUUAAGUACAGCUAGACCAGACUCUCCAGAAACACAGUUUGGUGCAACCAAUAUUGAGAUGCCAAUUUUGUCCACCAGUCCAACUGGGGAUCACAUUUCAGGUCUUCCAGUUCCUAUUUCUAGUUCUGUUACUCCAGAUAAUCAACAUCUGCGAGUUUUCUCAGACACGUCCCAUUCUGGAAAGCAACAGCAGGCUUCCUUUGGCUUUAAUCUGUCUGAUAAUGGUGUUGAUGGUCCAUUCAGUCAGCAAUCUCAUUUUGAUCAGAGGAAAUUUUCCUUGGAUGAGCGGAGCUUGGGUAUCAAGCAUGAGUCAGACUCUGCUUCUGACAGCGAUUUAUCAGACCUCAGUGAUUCUGAGAUGCAGAUGCGAUUGCAAUCAAAGACUGGUCUAAAAGGAUAUCUGUCUUAUGUUCAUGAAAGGAGGGAGCCAGAUGGUGAAGGGAAUAAAGAACAACUAGGCAAGGGAAGAGGCCGUGGAAGAGGGCGUCCCCGAGGAAGACCUCCAAAAAUUUCAGUGGAUCAGUCAGUUUUAAAGGACGUAUCCAAGGUGAGAAAGCUGAAGCAGUCUGGAGAGUCCUUCUUGCAAGAUGGAUCCUGUAUCAAUGUUGCUCCACAUCUUCACAAGUGCAGAGAAUGUCGUUUGGUGCGUUAUAGAAAGUUUAAAGAUCAUGAUGAAUCAACAGUGUCCUGUCGUUUCUUUCAUUUCAGAAAAUUAGCGUUUACAAGGACAGGUGUCCUACGUGUAGGAGGCUUUUUAAAUCCUAGACAGUGUGAUGCUGAAGCUCUGAGUCUUUGGAUUCCAUCACGUACGCCUGCUGAAGGCCUUGACCUGGAAACAUCCAAGUACAUCUUGGCAAAUGUUGGUGACCAAUUCUGUCAGCUGGUGAUGUCUGAGAAAGAAGCUAUGCUUCUGGUAGAACCACACCAGCAAUUGGCAUGGAAACGGGCAGUACGCGGUAUUCGAGAGAUGUGUGAUGCUUGUGAGACAACACUCUUUAACAUCCACUGGGUCUGUCGCAAAUGUGGUUUUGGUGUAUGCCUUGAUUGCUACAGGAUGAGGAAGAGUCGACCGCCGCAAGUGGAUGAUGACAGUCUUGAAGAUGAAGUUUUCUCUUGGCUGAAAUGUGCUAAGGGACAGACCCACGACCCUGCAAACCUAAUGCCAACACAAAUUAUUCCCAGCACUGCUCUAUAUGAUAUUGGAGACAUGGUCCAUGCAACAAGGGGAAAGUGGGGUAUCAAAGCAAAUUGCCCUUGUAUCACCAAGCAGCUCAAGCCUUUACCCAAGCCAGCACCACCAAAUGGAGUAUCACAGCUUUCAAGCAGUCUUCCAAAUCCUGCUCCUGCAGUUAUUUCAAAUGAAGUGUCUAUAAGUGGAGGCUCUGUGAUGUUACCUCAAUCAGAUGGCAUUUUACCAGAGGCGAAACCAGAGUCAGCAGACAUGCGUAACUGUGAAGCUGGAGAAGGCAAUAAUGUUAUCCUGGGUGAUAAUAAUUGCAAUAACAUGAGCUUUACAAGUGACAAUGAAGCAUUUUCCACCACAUCGACACUGAAGGAUGCAACACUGAGUUCAGCAGACACUACAUCUGCGUUGCACUGGUUGGCUGACCUGGCCACACAGAAAGCUAAGGAGGAGAAAAAAGAAAGCAGUAAUUCUUUGAGAUCUGUGCUGAGCCAAAGUCAAGACUCUAAGCCUCCCUUAGCUCUGGACUCAUUUAAUGCUUUGUCCAAGCCUCCCUCCAUUUUAGAACCCUUCAGCAGUCUUUUAUCUGGAGGCCCUUCAACAACCAAGACUGAAGGUUCAAGCCUGAGGGAUCUUCUAAAUUCUGCUCCAGGAAAAUUACAACGAAGUGCUGCUGAGACCAGCCUUCCAUUUCCAUCCGUUUUUACAUCUGUCCCAGCAAGCGAUAAGGGGAAGGGAGGGCUACCGAACUUCCUGGAUCACAUAAUUGCUUCAGUAGUAGAAAACAAAAUGUCCACGGACACAUCAAAGCGAAGUGGGAAUCCUACAGAAGCAAUGAAAGAGACCAAGAAACAAGGUGUAAUGGAAAUGAGUGUUCUAGACCCAAACACACAACACUGUUGGCUCUGUGAUGGUCGCCUUCUCUGCCUUCAAGACCCCAGCAACAAAAAUAACUGGAAGAUCUUCAGGGAAUGCUGGAAACAGGGCCAGCCUGUUUUAGUAUCUGGUGUACAUAAAAAGUUGAACGCAGCCCUUUGGAAACCAGAAGCUUUCAGCCAGGAGUUUGGAGACCAAGAAGUUGACCUAGUUAAUUGUAGAAAUUGUGCUAUCAUCUCAGAUGUGAAAGUUCGGGACUUUUGGGAUGGUUUUGAGAUAAUUUCAAAACGUUUAAAGUCUGAGGAAGGACAACCAAUGGUUUUGAAACUCAAAGAUUGGCCUCCUGGUGAAGAUUUUAGGGAUAUGAUGCCAACUAGGUUUGAUGACCUAAUGAACAACCUUCCUCUACCUGAAUACACAAAGAGAGAUGGGAGAUUAAAUCUGGCUUCAAGACUACCAAACUACUUUGUGCGACCUGACCUCGGACCAAAGAUGUACAAUGCCUAUGGGUUAAUAACAACAGAAGAUCGAAAAGUUGGAACGACAAAUCUCCAUCUAGAUGUGUCUGAUGCCGUUAAUGUGAUGGUGUAUGUUGGUAUUCCCAUAGGGGAGAACAACCAUGAGGAGGAUACAGAUAACAGUGGAGAAGCAGAGGUAAUGAAGACCAUAGAAGAAGGUGAUGUAGAUGAAGUGACAAAGAAAAGGAUCCACAAAAGCAAAGAGAAGGCAGGUGCACUCUGGCACAUCUAUGCAGCGAAAGAUGCAGAGAAGAUCAGAGAGCUGCUGAGAAAGGUGUCGGAAGAGCAAGGCCAAGAUAACCCACCUGAUCACGACCCUAUUCAUGACCAGAGUUGGUACUUAGACCAGGUCCUGCGGAAACGGCUAUAUGAGGAGUAUGGUGUGCAGGGCUGGGCCAUUGUACAGUUCCUGGGAGAUGCUGUUUUCAUCCCAGCUGGAGCACCUCACCAGGUACACAAUCUGUACAGUUGUAUCAAAGUGGCUGAAGACUUUGUAUCUCCAGAACAUGUCAAACACUGCUUCCGUCUUACUCAGGAAUUCAGGCAUCUGUCGAACACUCACACCAACCAUGAAGAUAAAUUACAGGUGAAGAACAUUAUCUAUCAUGCUGUGAAAGAUGCUGUUGGGACUUUGAAGGCUGAGGAACCCAGACUGGGCAAGUCAUAGAGGAACCUUGAAUGGAAAUCAGUGACUCAGAGGAACUGUUCUGUAACAUAUGCUCAUUAAGAAUUACAUGCAUUUAAAAAUGGAAAGGAUGUUUUGGUGGAAGAUAAAAUGUUCAAUAAAAAUUCACCACAUUAUCACAGUGAAACGUAGUAUCAGCUUUGCUGUUUCCUGCAGCAAGCUGUAGAAACAGAAGAUUUGGGAGAGUGUCACAUUGUAGUUAGUUUUGCACUGAGUUAGUGGUUAUAUUUAAACAAAAGGUCCCUUUCCCCUUACUUUAUCCAUAUUCAUACAAAGUACUGGGUUAAUGAGAAGUGAUCUUAUAGAAGUAGCAUAGCCCAUGGUUAUAACAUUCUCAUGUUCCCAGAAAGAAGAGUAAGUUUAAAGGGACAGCAAGACUUUUUGUUGGCUCACGUUAACUAUGGUCAAGUGAUCCCUGGUUUUAUUUAAGUUUAAUUUUCUUAAAGAUCUUUACAACAUUCCAGAGACUCGUUACCGAGCUGUUUCUGUGUAGUUUCUGGGCACUCAUAGUUACAGCCAGACCUUACUGGAAUCAAAACCAAACUGCUAAAUCAGGUGAAGCGAUACGAGUUAACAUGUUACAAUUUAUAAUUUGGAGUAAUACCUGCAUCACUCGUUAUCCAUUCCCGCCAGGCCCCAAUUGCAAACAGAGGUGGGAGGCAGAAUUGGAUUUCUGUUCAAGUCUGUGGAUGUUAAGGUUUUAGAAAUGUAAAACUGUCAGAAAUUAAUUUUGUUUUUCAUUUUCUAAGAUGGAUUUUUCUCUCAACUGCAGAUAUUUAUAAACAAGUUAUUUUACUAUAUAAAGAAGCAAUCACUUUCCAAAUAGAUCUUUUUGACUGACCUGCUGCAGUAUGUACCUUCACCUGGAAGCAUAGAUAAUGCUCCUUUUGAAGCAAACAAGAUUUCAAUGCCUCAUUUUCCUCUGUCAGUUUAUUAGCGAGGUGUACUCUUAAUGUUUCUGUCAGCAAGAUGUUGGGCCAUGUAGCCCAGAGAAUUGGGUCCUGUUGGCUCUAACGUGAGUUGAGUUCCCUUGUUAAAGUUGAAAUUUAGUUAAAUCAUCUGGAGAAAUGUCAGUUUCAUUGUCAAACAUUGGACAGUGAACUGGGUAGUAAGGAAGGAUUAAGUGCACGUAAUUUGAGGGUUUGUCAUGUGGAGAUCUUGAGUGACAAAACAAAAUCUCAAUACUAAACUGGAGUCAGCUGCUAUUAAAGUAAUACCUCUGAAUUGAUUUCUUUUUAACUGUUACCAACAUGUGGAGAAAUACUCAUGCAAUAUUGAUUUGAUUAAAACAUUUAAUAAGCUCUUCAAACUGUCAUGACCCCCUCAAAAAUUAUUUUUAGUAUCUUUCAACAUAGAAGGAAGCCAUUCAGCCCAUCAAGUCUAGUUUUUAGCAUUUUCCCACAAUCUCAUUCUUCCAUUGGUCUUCCCUGUAAACCAGUCUCUCCUGCAUGCCCAUCAAUUUUCCCCGAUUCCCCUACCUCCUAGACUAGGGGUAAUUUACAGUAACCAAUCAUAGUACCACCAUGUCUUUGUGAUAAGGAACGAAGCUAGUGCACCCAGAAAGCCAUGUAAUCAUAUAGGAAACAUACAAAUUCCACAUAGACUGGACUGGCAAUCAGUAUUGAACCCAGUCUCUUAAAUCUGCGAGGCAUCGGCACUAUUGCUACAGCAUCGUGCCACCCUCCUUAGUCCCUGAGCCUUUCGUUGUUUGGUAUCAGGGCAAAGAUAUCUAAACAUGCAUUCUGACCCUUACUGAACAAACUAUAAUCAGAAAAAAAUUGAAGCAGUCUAUCUCUCGUUGUUUCAUCUGAUUUCCAUUGCAGAUCAAAUGUUGAACUGUAAGGUAAUACUUGGUGGUUAAACUAGUCUUGGUUAAGCAGGACUUCCGUUUGUCCAGGUGUCUGAGAAGUAUUUCCAGUUUGUAAACUGGUCUGUUCCUUUACCAAUUAUCAAAGGUUCAGUAUUGCUAUUCUAAGUAGACAAAUCUUCAAGAGGACUAUUAAGAACUUCAUGCAUCUUGAUUAAUCCCUUGACUCUUGUGAUGGUAUUUAUCAAUGUUACGUUUCAUUAUGAAAUGAAGUUGGAAAUUAUUUUAUUCAGUCAUUCCGAUUUUUUUGUUUUUGGUAGAACAUUAUGAACCCUGAAAUCAGGGUGAUAACACUUAGUUGAUCGAGGGUGUGAACCAAUUGUUUUAUUCUGGAAAGUUUUGUUUUAGUGCAGUUUCCUUCAUGCACAUAUGUGAAUGAAAGUGUGGCUUGGAGCGUUUUGUUGAAUAGGACGGAAAUAUCUUCAACCCAGCAAGAACCAGGAUGAAGAAUGAUGAGGGAAGUGAGGCUCAGAGUGCAAAUCUGAUCACCCAGCCUAUCCAUAUAAUAAAGUAAAAUGAGUUUAAGCAUAGACAUCUCAAAUUUUUCAUUUUGAAUCUAGUUUACUGCAUUAUUUAUUAUGUUUGUGAUUGGAUUCCACUUGACAGGUUGCCAUUCUAAGAGUCAUGGAAAUAAUCAACACAUAUCUUGAGUUCCUCAACUUUCUCUUUAAAAAUAAAAAUUGUGAUAUUUUACUUCUCCCUGAGAAUUAUUCUUCACUUCUAUGUAGGAAUCCUCAACUUGAUAUUGGGACAUAUUAGCAGGACAUUGUAGGGAUAUAACUUCUACUUUUUGUAUUUUGUUGCCUGUAAACUCCAUCAAACGAGUUUUUCCUUUUCCUUGCGAUGAUGAUUUUUACCUUAAGCUCCACUCUUAAUGAAUUAAAUCAACUCUGGGUCAGUGAGGUUCAGCCGUGUAGUAAUAUUUUGCACUAUUUACAGCAUUGAAAGAAAAACACUGAAAAGUGUGCAGGGUGACAAAAAAUCAUAUUCAUUGGAGAAGGUUUACAGGUCUGCCACAUCUUCCAGCAUAUUUCACCACUUUUUAACUUCGUAGAGGGUAGGCGCAUAUGGCCAAGCCCUCUGCAGUCUUAAAACGUAACCAGAUCUCAAAGGAAAAAUGAGCACAAAAUGUGGACUUUACCCUUGAUGAUACCAAUUGUCAGCACAUGACAGACUUCCGGCUUUGGCAUUCGUUCAGAUUUGACAGUACCCACUUUUUUCCCCAAACAGACUGCUUUCAGGAUUCAGUAUUUAAAACCAAAACUGUCUCUAGAAGUGUGUAUUUUGUUUUUUCUUUGGGCAGGUACCAUAGUACCGUUCGUAAAUCUGAUGUUUUUGUUGAUAUGUAAGCUGUUGUGACUUUUUAAUAAAAGGAUAAAAUGAAGAAAAAAAAUACUGUCACAUAAUGUAGAAUACUUGUCUUCAUUUACUGCAAGCAUUUUGUGAAGGGCUGAUUUAGGUUUCAAUAUUCUUAUUAAAAUUUAAAGAAAA
Hypanus sabinus (Atlantic stingray) is the source of this 9428-nucleotide messenger RNA. Its product is annotated as lysine-specific demethylase 3B-like. The transcript is spliced from 27 exons. NCBI's taxonomy places the organism in Eukaryota, Metazoa, Chordata, Chondrichthyes, Myliobatiformes, Dasyatidae. Gene Ontology annotation, cellular component: histone deacetylase complex; chromatin. The record is from RefSeq and is a predicted model, not a curated record. Bases 149 to 6052 code for a protein of 1967 amino acids. Gene Ontology annotation, biological process: regulation of transcription by RNA polymerase II. Gene Ontology annotation, molecular function: histone H3K9 demethylase activity; chromatin DNA binding; transcription coregulator activity.